AUGGUGGAAGUGAUACCAAAACACAUCAAAGACGUGUGGGAUAGAUGGAACAUAAGAGGAGCAAUCAUUCUGAGUCUUAGCCUUCAAGCAAUUCUCAUUUGCUUCUCUCCUUUAAGGAAACGCACACCAAGAAGGGUCUUGAUCAUGCUCGUUUGGUCUUCUUAUCUCUUAGCAGAUUGGUCUGCUAAUUUCGCUGUUGGUCUCAUCUCCAAGAAUCAAGGUAAAGACCCAAAACCUGAUGAUCCUCCUCAGGACAAAAAGCUCAUGGCUUUAUGGGCACCAUUCUUGCUCUUGCAUCUUGGUGGACCAGACACAAUCACAGCUUUUGCCCUUGAAGAUAACGCUCUUUGGCUCCGACAUGUCUUUGGGCUUGUCUUUCAGGCAAUUGCUGGUGUCUAUGUGGUUCUCCAGUCUCUGCCAAAUAGCCUUUGGGUUAUUAUACUCUUAGUCUUCAUUUCUGGGACUAUCAAGUAUCUGGAGAGGACAACAGCUCUGUACAGUGCGAGUUUGGACAAGUUUAGAGAUUCUAUGAUUCAAGCACCAGAUCCAGGACCAAACUACGCCAAGCUCAUGGAGGAGUACAAGGCCAAGAAAGAAGCAAGACUACCCACAAAGAUCAUUCUGAUUGAUGAGCCUGACAAGGAGCAUAGGCCUAAGAAGCUAGUGCAUCCAUCAUUGGUCUUGCCUGACGAAAAAAAGGAGUCUCAGCAUCUACCAAAUGCCUUGCCUGGAGGAAAAAAAGUGGGAAGAGAAAAGUUGCACGAUCUUGAGAUUGUGCAGUAUGCUUACAAAUUCUUCAACACAUUCAAGGGCCUUGUAGUCAACCUUAUCUUCAGCUUCAGGGAGCGAGACGAGAGCCUAGAGAUCUUUUAUAAUUUGCAUGAUUCAGAGGAAGCUUUGAGGAUCAUUGAGGUCGAGCUUGGUUUCCUUUAUGAUGCUCUAUUCACCAAGAUCGCGGUUCUGCAUACCUUUAUCGGAAGUGUCUCCCGAUUGGUUGCUUUUGGUACCCUUCUGGCUGCCUUCAUCCUCUUUCUCAAAAAACCGAACAAAGGCCACGAAUUUGAUGGAGCUGAUGUCGCGGUUACCCUCACGCUGUUCAUUGUUGGCAUAGCUUUGGAUAUCAUAUCCGUCAUCUUGUUUCUGUUCUCCGACUGGACGUAUGCUGCACUAAGCAGCCUGAAGGAUGACCCCGAUGAGGCUGUAAAGUCCUGGCACGAUAAAGCUUUUGACUGGCUUCUUAGUUUCAGACAGUUGCAUUGGACGACGAAUCAAAAGUGCCACCAAGAUGCACACAAGUGUACCGAAAAAUGUAAGAAACCGUGUCCCAAGGAGGUUGUGGAUAAGUGUUCAGAGGGUCAUACUCAUGACGUGCUCUCGACGAAUUUCUUCCUUCGGAGAUGGUGUGGAAGCAUCAAUGUAUUCAACUUUCUAGCUUACGCCACAAAAGCAGAGGUACAUAGGAUCCACGACGCCAGAGGUAGUAUCCGCCGCUACUCAUGGAUAAUCAUAUCUUAUCCAUUCGAAAAAGUCUACUUCAUUAUCCAGACACUUAGUGGAUGGAUUGCCUAUCCUAUCAGUAGUGUGCACAAGUGGAUCAGCCACAUAGUCAAUGAGAAAUCAAGAAAACAUACUUGGGCUCGUCGAACUAUUUACCCAUUCUAUUUCGGUUUCAUAUCCCGUAUUCCUCACGCCAUCAAAUAUGUGUGGGAUUUCUUCAGUGACUUGUUGGACAUUGCGGAUACGGUUGAUAUGGUCCAGAAGACGCUAUUUGUACACGGAGAGCCCAUGACGAGAGAACUGUGGGAGUUCAUCUUCAAACAGCUGAAAUACAAAUCAAAGUUUGGAGACAGUCCUGAAAAUGCCAAAAGGAUAUCUUUGGCUCGGGGAGAGUGGUCGUUGCGUGACAACCUGCCAGAGAGCGCAGACCGUGAAAAGCUGGUGCAUUAUGUGUCACAAUUUGAUUAUGAUCAGAGUCUUUUGAUGUGGCACAUUGCAACGGAGCUCUGUUACCAACAGAAGGAUACCAUCGCUGCGGAUGAACACCAUCACAGUUACCGUGAGUUCAGCAAAAUCAUCUCAGACUACAUGAUGUACCUCCUGAUAUUGCAACCUGGUCUGAUGUCCGAGGUUGCUGGAAUUGGGAAAAUCCGAUUCAGAGACACAAUGGCUGAAGCUGACAAGUUCUUCCACAGGAGGCAUAUCGAGGACGAGAGAAGCGUGAAGAAAGCCAGCGACACAAUCCUCGAUGUCAAAAGUAAAAUUGAACCAAUGGGCGUCAAGGGAGAUCGAAGCAAGUCUGUGCUGUUUGAUGCGAGCAGGCUGGCCAAAGAUCUUGCGGAUAUGGAGAAGAAUUGUGACGUAGAUAAAUGGAAGAUACUGAGCAAAGUGUGGGUGGAAUUGCUCUGUCAUGCAGCGUGUCAUUGCGAUUCUACAGCUCACGUGGAGCAACUCAGCAGAGGCGCGGAGCUCAUCAACUUCGUUUGGCUUUUAAUGGCUCACUUUGGACUAACUGAUCAGUUCCAGAUCAACAAAGGAGAUGCCAGGGCCAAACUCAUAAUAGGCAAGUGA
Molecule: messenger RNA, 2568 nt
Organism: Arabis nemorensis
Lineage: Eukaryota; Viridiplantae; Streptophyta; Magnoliopsida; Brassicales; Brassicaceae
Source: the annotation of a GenBank genome assembly